CUUAUAUAAAUAAAAUAGGAAAUAAAAAAUGGUUUUCUCAAUUUUGAUGACAAAAUGGCGACGGGAAAUCAGGGCUUAAAAGAUGUAGUUAUGGCGUUAAAAUGGGUUAAAAGAAAUAUAUUGCAAUUCGGUGGAGAUCCCGAUAACGUCACAAUUUUUGGUCAAGAUGCGGGUGGAGUAAUGGUUCACUAUUUGACUAUUUCACCGUUAGCUGAAGGUUUAUUUCAUAAGGCAAUAUGUCAAAGUGGCGUCAUAACGGUUCCUUGGGCUUUCACUGAACUUGACAGUGCUAUCCAUAACGGUCUGAUGUUAGCCCAGAAACUUGGUAAUGCGACUUCAAAUCCGAAAGAAGCCCUGAAAUUUCUGAAAGACAUAGACGGAAGAAUAUUGAUAGCAGCAGAGAAUGACUUAGAUAUUUUUCCCGCAUUUACGCCGACCGUGGAUUACGAGUCAAUGAAUUCUUUUUUAUCAGAAAAUCCGUUGCAAUUAUUACGUAAUGGUAUUAAAAUACCAAUCAUAUUUGGAUAUAAUAGCCAAGAAGGCAAUAUUUUCAUAAGUGAUAUUGUCGGUGGGGUAAACAACGAGACUUUAAACAAAUUUAAUUCUGAUUUCAAGAAAGCCAUAUAUCCGAGAGUUUUACGUCAAUUACCGCAACUAGGGAUCACGGUACCGGAAUUACGAUCAUUGUAUUUUGGCAACAAAGCAGUGUCAGAAGAAACUAUAAUAGCUCUUUCUGAUUUUAUCGGCGAUCAAUAUAUCUAUAGAGGCAUUCUACAAGCAAUUGAUAUUCAAAUGAAUUCUAAUGUUAACCAGUCGACCUACUUGUACGAAUUUUCGUACGAAAGUGAAACCUCUCCUGUGAAGAAAAUGUUUUUUGAAAAGCCACUUUCAGGUACAUCUCACUUCGAGGAGUUGGGUUAUUUAUUUUGUCCUCUUAUGGGACAAUUUAUCGAUUUGUUACCAAUUGCACAUAAUACGUCGGAUUAUAAAAUAAUGGAAUACUUAACGCAGAUGUGGACAGAUUUUGCUAAAACGGGAAAUCCAACACCUCCUUCAGCUAAUUUUACCUGGGUUCCAGUAAAAAAUAAAACUACGUAUGAUUAUUUAAAUAUUGAGAAUGAACCUCAAAUGAAAAGUUUUGUUAAUGGACACCAACGAUGGGAUUGGAAGAACAAACUUGAAUUAUUUAACAAACUGGGACAACUUUUUGGUACAGAACAAAAUAUUCACACAGACUUAUAGUAUGAGAUAAAAUAUGAAGAAUUCUAACUAAAAUUAAAUAGCUUUAAAAAAAACUUGCAAAAACCUGACAAACAAACAAGACUGACAAUGGGAAACAAUGUGAUGUAUCAAUAUGAUGACCUAAGCGAAAUCCUUUUCUCAAUUUGGAAUCCUCUUUUUUUUAAGACGCAUUAUCUGUUUAUUAGAUAUAAAUUUGUACACACACA
Messenger RNA from Nylanderia fulva, 1448 nucleotides. The record is from RefSeq and is a predicted model, not a curated record. NCBI's taxonomy places the organism in Eukaryota, Metazoa, Arthropoda, Insecta, Hymenoptera, Formicidae.